AUGAUGCGGGUCAAGGACCCUCAGCGAUCGUUGGAGUUCUACAAGUUCCUCGGCCUGAACUUGGUAAUCAAGAUGGACGUUCCCGAGGGAAAGUUCACCAACUACUUCAUGGCCUAUACGGGGCCGCAAUCCAUCAAUGGCGACAAGCACUUCACUGACCUCCAGGGCACCAUUGAGCUCUGCCACAACUGGGGAACAGAGAGCGACCCCAACUACAGCGUCGUCAACGGCAACACCGAGCCGUAUCGCGGCUUCGGCCACAUUGCCAUCGCGGUCGACAACAUCGAAGCUGCUUGCAAGCGCAUUGAGGAUGCUGGCUACCCCUUCCAGAAGAAACUGACUGACGGCCGCAUGCGACACAUUGCCUUUGCGAAGGAUCCCGAUGGCUACUGGGUCGAGAUUAUCCGCCGCGCGGAGCAAAACCUGUCCGCCACUACGGAUCCCUCUUCCUACCGAAUGAACCACACUAUGCUCCGUGUCAAGGACGCCGAGGCCAGUCUCAAGUUCUAUCAGGAGUCUAUGGGCAUGGCCCUGGUCCGCACUGUCGAGAACCCGGACAACGGCUUUAACCUUUACUUCCUGGCUUAUCCCGCCGGCAAGGAAAACAUCCAAGACGGCGCCCACGGAAACACCGAGGGUCUUCUUGAGCUGACCUGGAACUACGGAACUGAGAAUCAGGAGGGUCCUGUUUACCAUAAUGGCAAUGCCCAGCCUCAGGGAUUCGGCCACAUCUGUAUCUCCGUCGACGACCUUCAAGCCGCAUGUGACCGCUUCGAGAGCCUUAACGUGAACUUUAAGAAGCGUCUGACUGAUGGCAUGAUGAAGAACCUCGCCUUCGUCCUCGACCCCGAUGGAUACUGGAUUGAGGUCAUCCAGAACGAGCGAAUCAAGCGCACCUCCAACUGGUAA
Penicillium argentinense is the source of this 909-nucleotide messenger RNA. Its product is annotated as lactoylglutathione lyase GLO1. Gene Ontology annotation, molecular function: metal ion binding; lactoylglutathione lyase activity. The transcript is spliced from 2 exons. NCBI's taxonomy places the organism in Eukaryota, Fungi, Ascomycota, Eurotiomycetes, Eurotiales, Aspergillaceae. The record is from RefSeq and is a predicted model, not a curated record. The coding region runs from base 1 to 909 and encodes 302 amino acids.